AUGGCCUCGGCACUGAGCUAUGUCUCCAAGUUCAAGUCCUUCGUGAUCUUGUUCCUCACCCCGAUCCUGCUGCUGCCACUCAUCAUUCUGAUGCCCGCCAAGUUUGUCAGGUGUGCCUACAUCAUCAUCGUCAUGGCCGUUUACUGGUGCACAGAAGUCAUCCCUCUGGCUGUCACUGCCCUCCUGCCUGCCUUGCUUUUCCCACUCUUCAAGAUUCUGGACUCUAAGCAGGUGAGCAUCCAGUACAUGAAGGAUACCAACAUGCUGUUCCUUGGCGGCCUCAUCGUGGCUGUGGCCGUGGAGCACUGGAAGCUGCACAAGAGGAUUGCCCUGCGCACGCUCCUCUGGGUGGGGACCAAGCCUGCACAGCUGAUGCUGGGCUUUAUGGGCGCCACGGCCUUUCUCUCCAUGUGGAUCAGCAACACGGCCACCACGGCCAUGAUGGUGCCCAUCGUGGAGGCCGUGCUGCAGCAGAUGGAGGCCACGAGUGCAGCCACCGAGGCCAGCCUGGGGACCCUGGAGCUGGCAGAAAAGGGCAAGGCCGGCAAGCUGCCAGGGAACCAAGCGACUUUGGAAGGUCCCUCUGUGAAGCAGCAGGAGGUCAACAGGAAGAACGUGUGCAAGGCCAUGACCCUGUGCAUAUGUUACUCGGCCAGCAUCGGAGGCACCGCCACCCUGACCGGGACGGGACCCAACGUGGUGCUCCUGGGCCAGAUGCAAGAGUUGUUUCCAGACAGCAAAGAUGUCGUGAACUUCGCCUCCUGGUUCGGAUUCGCCUUCCCCAACAUGCUGAUCAUGCUCCUGCUCUCCUGGUUGUGGCUCCGCUUCAUGUACAUGAGAUUCGAUCUGUCCUGGGGCUGCAGCCUGGAAAAGAAGAACGAGGAGAAGUCUGCCCACGAGGUGCUGUGGGCAGAGUACAGGAAGCUGGGGCCCCUUUCCUUCGCUGAGAUCAACGUCCUGCUCUGCUUCUUUCUGCUGGUUGGCCUCUGGUUCACCCGGGACCCCGGCUUCAUGCCCGGCUGGGUGUCGAUCGCCUGGGCAGAGGGAAAGACAAAGUACGCCUCUGAUGCCACUGUGGCCAUCUUUGUGGCCAUCUUGCUAUUCGUCAUGCCUUCACAGAGGCCCAAGUUCAACUUCUGCAGCCAGACUGAGGAAGAAAGGAAAACUCCAUUCUAUCCACCCCCACUGCUGAAUUGGAAGGUGGCCCAGGAGAAAGUGCCCUGGGGGAUCGUGCUUCUCCUGGGGGGCGGCUUCGCUGUGGCUAAAGGAUGCGAGGCUUCAGGGCUGUCAGAAUGGAUGGGGAAGCAGAUGGAGCCCUUGCACACUGUGUCCCCGACAGCCAUCACCUUGAUCAUGUCCUCACUCAUUGCUGUGCUCACCGAGUGCACAAGCAACGUGGCCACCACCACCCUGUUCCUGCCCAUCUUCGCCUCCAUGUCACGUUCCAUUGGUCUCAACCCGCUGUACAUCAUGAUCCCCUGUACGCUGAGUUCAUCCUUCGCCUUCAUGUUGCCCGUGGCCACCCCGCCUAACGCCAUCGUGUUUUCCUAUGGACACCUCAAGGUUUCCGACAUGAUGAAAACAGGACUAAUAAUGAACGUCAUUGGAAUCACCUGUGUAUUCCUGGCCAUCAACACCUGGGGACGGGUCAUAUUUGACUUGGACCAAUUCCCGGACUGGGCUAAUGUGACAGCACAUUGA
Messenger RNA from Budorcas taxicolor (takin), 1701 nucleotides. It is a transcript of the gene SLC13A5, whose product is annotated as solute carrier family 13 member 5. Gene Ontology annotation, cellular component: membrane. The coding region runs from base 1 to 1701 and encodes 566 amino acids. The record is from RefSeq and is a predicted model, not a curated record. Gene Ontology annotation, molecular function: sodium:dicarboxylate symporter activity; succinate transmembrane transporter activity; citrate transmembrane transporter activity. The transcript is spliced from 12 exons. Lineage: Eukaryota; Metazoa; Chordata; Mammalia; Artiodactyla; Bovidae. Gene Ontology annotation, biological process: monoatomic anion transmembrane transport; citrate transport.